AUUGUACAGGCGAUUUUUCUAUCUCACCAGUUUCCUCCUCCAUUGGACUUUCACUAUAUUCUGAACGACCUUUCAUUUCAAACCACGCACAAAGUGCUUGAACUCGGCCUUUUCCCCAUUUGGACGCGGCUAGGUUUUCUUCUAUAG
Molecule: messenger RNA, 147 nt
Organism: Haemonchus placei
Lineage: Eukaryota; Metazoa; Nematoda; Chromadorea; Rhabditida; Trichostrongylidae
Source: the annotation of a GenBank genome assembly